Drosophila erecta is the source of this 3113-nucleotide messenger RNA. It is a transcript of the gene l(2)gd1, whose product is annotated as coiled-coil and C2 domain-containing protein 1-like. Lineage: Eukaryota; Metazoa; Arthropoda; Insecta; Diptera; Drosophilidae. Gene Ontology annotation, biological process: regulation of transcription by RNA polymerase II. Gene Ontology annotation, molecular function: RNA polymerase II cis-regulatory region sequence-specific DNA binding; DNA-binding transcription repressor activity, RNA polymerase II-specific. Gene Ontology annotation, cellular component: nucleus. The transcript has 6 exons. The coding region runs from base 193 to 2697 and encodes 834 amino acids. The record is from RefSeq and is a predicted model, not a curated record.
AUUUCAAGUAACUCUGUGCCACUGACGUCAUCAGUUCGCAAAGACUUUCCUGUGUCACCUUUAGUUCCGACACUGUGAUCCCCACUCUGUUAUUGUUGUCUGCAUCUGAACGCUUGCGACGCAAAUAAUUCAAGGAUUUGAAAGUUUUUGUAGCCUUAUUUUAGUCCCUGAACAGUCCCUGAAUAACCAAGGAUGUUCUCCAGAAAGAAGCCAGAACCAGCAAAAAGAAGGCAGCACGAUUUAUCGCAGUUCGGUCUUACGGAAAUCCCAGAUGACUUCGAUCCCAGCGCUGGUUAUGGAGACGACGAUGGGGGUGACAGCGAUUUGGAGGCAGAGCUUGCGGCCAUAGCCGGCGGAGGAGGAGCCAAGCCAAAGCCGAAGCCCAAAGCAAAGCUGUUACCCGCCAGUGACUUAGACAAAAUGAUAGCCGACAGCUUGCGUGAUGUCAGCGACGAUGAAGAUGAUGACAAUUUGGAAAGCGAUCCAGAUCUCCUUGGCGAGCUGAGCGGAAUUGGUGGCCUAGAGCAAGCGGAUGAAGAGGAGUCUGCCGCCCAACCGUCAGCUGCCACUGAAGAACCCAUACAAACCUUUCUGCCUACUACAACUGUGGACACAUUAAGCAUUAUAAAACAGCGUCUAGAAAUGUACAAGCUGGCCGAGGCCAAUGCCAAGACUGCCGGCGAUGCAAGCAAAGCAAGGCGUUUUGGAAGAGGACUCAAGACUCUACAGGAUCUCCACAAACAGGCAGCGGCUGGCAAGUCCAUCAACGUGGAUGACAUUCCACCUGAAGUCAGCGUAAAGCCAAUGGGUGGGCAGACUCCUCCAGGGCCUGCUGAGGAAUCACCAGCUCCCUCCACUCCUGCUUCCCCUCCGCCUGUGCCAAGUCGUGCAGCUCCCGCUCCACCAACUCCCACCACCCCGGUGGAGCCCACUACAUCAGUGUCACCCACCACUCCUCCUAAUCCUCUCGUCACGCAAAUGCGCAGCCGCCAGAAUGACUACAAAUCUGCUGCACUGCAAUCUAAACGCAGCGGUGAUACAGCUACUGCCCUUCAGUUCCUCAAAGUGGUCAAGCAAUUUGACGUAGUCAUAAAAAUGUGUGAGGACGGACAGGAAGUUGAUUUGAGUGAUAUGCCCCCUCCACCAGCUGAGUUCCUUGAAUUCCUUAAAAAAAUGCAAGAAGGAGCAACGGCAGAAGAUGUCGCAGAACCUGCUCCUAUUCCAGAUCCCACACCUGUUGUGCCUACUCCGGUCCCAACAGCUCCAACAAAUAUGUUGGAGGCUCUGCAGCAACGCUUAGAGAAAUAUCAGUCUGUGGAAGCGGCAGCCAAGGCAGAGAACAAUAGCGGAAAAGCCAGACGCUUUGGGAGGAUUGUGAAGCAAUACGAAGAUGCCAUAAAGUUGUACAAGGCAGGCAAACCAGUGCCUUACGAUGAACUGCCAGUGCCACCCGGUUUUGGACCUCUGCCCACGGUGGAUGCUGCUCCUAUUGCGCCGACUCCAUCACUGCCUACUUCCCCUACAUCUCCACCGGCAACGGCAAGUACUUCCGCAGGAGGAACACCCACCAGUUCCAAUGUGACGACACCUACAGCUCCUCGAAAAGCACCGUCACCUCCUAAGCCCAAGGAGCUAACCACACGCACGUCUGGCAAUCAGCAGAAGAACAAUAUUGCCGAACAGCAAAUGAAACUGCUCCUCGAGCGCCAAAAGGAGUUUAAGCUAGCAGCUAUAGAGGCCAAGAAAGCGGGAGAGAUAGAUCAGGCCAAAGAGUACUUAAAGAUCUUCAAAGGAUUUGAUUCCCUUCUUAAUGCAGCCAGUAGUGGAUUGCCAGUGGAUCUCAGCACUCUUCCCGUCCCGCCAUCCCAAAGGGAUAGUCUAGAAGCCUCAUUUGCCAUUGUAUCCGUUGAGGAAUGCGAUCCAACUGAUGACAUCUGUGAAAUUGGUGUUCGCAUGGAGGAGCAGCUGGCAAAGCAGCUGAUGAUGUGUAAAAAUACCCGAGAUCAUCACAAGGCUAUGGGCGAUGUAGCGGGCAUGAAUCGGUUUGAAAAUUUAGCUUUAACAGUGCAAAAGGAUUUGGAUUUGGUACGAUACUCGAAACGAAAGAAUGAACCACUGCCAAAGUUUCACUAUGAAAAGCGUAGCUUCAACAUUGUGCAUUGCAACACAGAACUUACAGAUAGCGAGCUCGAAAUUGUUGUGGUCCGGGGAAUCAACUACAACGUGGCCAAUCCCAAAGACGUCGAUACUUAUGUGCGCGUAGAGUUUCCCCUGCUUAAUGAUGAAUCUUUCAAGACUAAAACCAAUGUUAUCAGAGACACUAGCAGUCCUGACUACGAUGAACGCUUCAAGGUUGACAUCCAGCGGGCCAAUCGUCAGUUCCAGAGAAUCUUUAAGCGACAUGGCGUCAAGUUUGAAAUAUACUCUAGAGGCUGCAGUAUAGAUUGUUGUGGACUAAGUCGUAAAUUGCCCCUGUGUUGUUUCAGAGGGUUUCUGCGAUCGGAUACGUUGAUUGGAACCGUAAAUGUCAAGCUUCAGCCGUUGGAGACCAAGUGUGAUAUACACGACACAUACGAUCUAAUGGAUGGUCGCAAGCAAGUGGGAGGAAAGUUGGAAGUCAAGAUACGUGUUCGAAAUCCUAUUCUCACCAAGCAAAUGGAGCACAUAAACGAAAAGUGGUUGGUCUUGGAUGCCUAGGGCUAAACAAGAACCAGAAUAGAAAAUAAGAUCGCGUCCCCUUGCGAUUGUUCCGAUUACGUCACUAACUUAUUCUUAUUGUAAAUAUCCGUCACAGAAAAUUAAUGUAUCCAUGUACGCUUUUGCCGAUUCCUUGGCAGGAUGAAGGCAUUUAUAUAUUACGAACACAACACAUAUAAUGUACUAUAAAUAUCUUUAUAUAUAAAUAAUAUAUGUAUGUAUAUAUGAUAUUGCCGGCGUUAAGGCGAAGGCGCAAGUCCAGAAGAUUGUGCCGGUGAAGUCAGUCCAUUCCAAGAGAGACAGAUUGAGAGUAGGAGCGGUCCACUAGCGCCUAGCCGAAACCUGAUUAUGUUAGCUUUCACUUUGCAUAAAUAUGUUCUUUUGAUUUAUAAACUGUUUGUUGAACUACAACUCCA